Botrytis deweyae is the source of this 189-nucleotide messenger RNA. RefSeq lists its product as uncharacterized. Lineage: Eukaryota; Fungi; Ascomycota; Leotiomycetes; Helotiales; Sclerotiniaceae. The record is from RefSeq and is a predicted model, not a curated record. The transcript has a single exon. The coding region runs from base 1 to 189 and encodes 62 amino acids.
AUGCUUCAGCAAAAGCGUAUUGAAAAGAUCUAUGCUGAUGCCGCCAAAGACACCCGCAACCAGCCCUGGAAAGCAGCCCUUCCCGAAACCAACGAUGUCGAGGAGCCAGGUUCUUCUGAUGAAUCUGACGAGGAACUCGUCAAAACUGGUGGACCACUCAAUAUCUUAACCCACUUUUUCAAUGUAUAA